AUGGCUGAAUUUAUAAAUCGAAUAGUGUUGAAUGAAACUCAAACUAUCAUUGGCCUUUCUGAGUUGCGUUCAGUUCUUGGAUUCGCACCGUCCGAAGUUUGGAAAAAACGGCAACCGCCGAGUGAAGAGGAAGUCGAUGCGGCUCCGACUGUUGAAGCUUACUACAUGCUUAAAGAACCAAUUAGCAAGCAUCAGCGUUCCAAUCAGGACGAGUUCCUCCCAGAACUGAUCCCUCUAGCAGUCACUUUUCUGGAUGAAAGAUUCCCUGGCAUUCGGAAAGUCUAUCGGAGAUACCUCGAAGAAAAGUUUCGCAGUCUCGGAGGGAAAAUUGACAAGAAAGGAGUGGACUAUAUGAUUUAUGAGUUUGCGAGAAUUCAAACGCGAGUGGGACAUGCGACGUUUCUUCUCACCUGA
Caenorhabditis remanei is the source of this 414-nucleotide messenger RNA. RefSeq lists its product as uncharacterized. The record is from RefSeq and is a predicted model, not a curated record. The transcript has a single exon. Bases 1 to 414 code for a protein of 137 amino acids. NCBI's taxonomy places the organism in Eukaryota, Metazoa, Nematoda, Chromadorea, Rhabditida, Rhabditidae.